Molecule: messenger RNA, 406 nt
Organism: Cherax quadricarinatus
Lineage: Eukaryota; Metazoa; Arthropoda; Malacostraca; Decapoda; Parastacidae
Source: RefSeq, a predicted model, not a curated record
GGGAUCUAGAACAUCCCAUACUGUUUACCAAGAUGCGCUGCUUUUUAAAUCUCUCACCAACCAAAUUCAAGGAUAUCGACCAGCAAAACAGAAUAGAUGAAUGUGGAUAUAAUAAAUCCUUACUAAGUAAGGAAAUAGAUGAAUUGGAAUCCUGCCUCACAGGGCUUGGAUGCCCAGUGGUCUUUUCACACAAUGACAUCCUUCUGGCAAAUGUUAUUUGGAAUAAAGCAUCCCAAAAAGUGGGUUUCAUAGACUAUGAAUAUGGAGGAGCUAAUUAUCAAGCAUUUGAUAUUGGCAAUCAUUUCAACGAGUUUGCUGGUAUGUAAAAAAAGUACAGUAAUGGCAUUAACUGAAUGUGUGACAGUGAUAGUAUUUUCUUCUUUGUCAGGUCAUGCUGUCUCAUUGG